Messenger RNA from Saccostrea cuccullata (small rock oyster), 8009 nucleotides. RefSeq lists its product as uncharacterized. The record is from RefSeq and is a predicted model, not a curated record. The transcript is spliced from 51 exons. The annotation marks the transcript as partial. NCBI's taxonomy places the organism in Eukaryota, Metazoa, Mollusca, Bivalvia, Ostreida, Ostreidae.
CAUACAUAUGGCUAUCAAGAAAGAUGAUGGUGACUACAUAGAUCCUACUAAAUACCUUGAAUUCAGACCUGUUACAAUGCCCAAAUGGAAACAGGAAUGUGAUGACUACAAACUUGUCUUCAAGGGAGUUACGUUAGCUGCUGGUGUGAUCGUAGGACUAGGUGGCCAAAAGGAGGAAAAUAAUAACACCCAAAUUGCAAAUGCUAGCCAAGCAAAACCUAUUGAUGAUCUACCAAAGUCAUCAGAACCAGAGUAUACCAAGGAAAUCAAAGAUAAUCCUGAGAGUGCCUUCAGUAAAUUUAAAUUCAAAAUGGCAAAUGAACAGGAUGAAGAUGAAGAUAAGAAAGACAGUGUUAUGGAUAUUGAUUCAGAAGAUGAGUGUGCAGCAUACAGGCCUCAAACAACAACAACAACAACUACUACAACAGCAUCACCAUUAACAACAGCUGCACCUCCAAGAGGAUUCAUAGGUUUUUUCAAAAAGUUGUUAAAAGCAGCUGACAAAUUCCUUGAAAAAUACAACAUUCGUCGUUUGAAGUUCGGCACUAUCAUAGAAUUUUUAGAUAAACUUGGAAUGAACGAAAGUAAAGAAGCAAUGGCCAAAGUUAUGAUAACUAUAAAAGAGCUGAUAGACAAUAAACCUUGCGUCAGUCCACAGCAAAUGACUGAUGAUGAGUUAAUGAAUGAGCUUAUAGAACGUGGAAAAAGAGCAACUGGCACCAGAGAGGAAAUGAUUGAUACACUUUUAAGACUUGACCAAAAUUGCCCACUUGUAUCUUUCACAAUGCCAAAGAAUGUCUAUUGUACCUUUGACCAUUACUGUCUUGGGAUGGAAUGCUGUGUCAAUGUCAAACUGAUGAUGUUCCUCAAAGUUUUCAAAUUUUAUGCCAGACUGGAUCCCUGUUCAAAUCCCUUGAAAUUUGUAUUUGGAUUUGACCAAUAUAAUUAUACUGUUGAAAUCAAUGAAACUCAAAUAUAUGAAGUGAAUUUCAAACAGAUAUUCAACAAGAAAGCUUUGCUUCAGAGAAUGAAAGAUCAAGGGAAAGCUGUAAAAAAGUUGGCUUUAGUUGAGCUUCUUACAAAAUUCUUGGAAACUCUGCAUAUAAACAAGGAUACAUUUCUUAAUGGAAAACCUGCGCCAAGACCAGAAAUAAUGACAAAAGGUCAAAUAAUAGAUGAAUUGGAGUGUAGGAAUUUGUCAACUAAAGGUUCAAGGGACAUGCUUAAUGAAAGAUUACGGGAAGAUCAUCUUAGUUGUUCUUGCAAUGGUCAUGAUCAUAGCUUGCCAAAGAUUCAGGGAAAACUUUCUAAAGUGCUGUAUUAUACAAUACAAAAAGACUGUAUGAGAAUAGAUACUUGGACAGACAUAAGUUUGGAUAUUCUGGGAGAAACCUUCACACAGACGUUUAGUGCUUAUCUUGAUCUUAAUCCCUGCAGUUAUUUGCUGAAGGUCUCAUUUGAAAGAAAAAUUUUCCACAUGAUCCUGCUGGAUUAUAAAUGGGGUUCAGAGGAAAUAGAAGUAGUCUCUCCCAAUAUUAAAGUAAACUGCUUACUUACUUACUUAUCCUCUCCGUGCCCCGGAGGACGCAUGAGGCCGUUCAACAACGAACGCCACUUACGGCGGUCACUGGCAACAACUUCUCCCUCCUUCCAGCUGUUCCAACCCAGUUCUUCCCUUUCUCUCUCAACAGAGCGUCUCCAGGUGUUCUUUGGCCGUCCUCUUCUUCUCUUUCCCUCAGGGGCCCAGGUGAGAGCUGUUCUAAUGCCAGUGUAUUUUAAGGAUCCUCCUAAGGCAUUUUCGGUGGAAUUCUAUCACAAUGAUGAACAGGAACCCAGACAUAACACAUCCUUGUCUCACUCCUGUCUGUACUCUGAACCAGUCAGUUGUUCUUCCAUUCUCUAUGACACAACUAGAGCUACCAUCAGCUGCGGAAAUGGAUCUAUUGGAGAACUGCUGAAACACAUAGGCAUGGAAAAUGUUGAAGAUGCCUUUAACUUAAUAUUGAAAAAGUUUGAUUUAGAUGACGUGAUAACUUCUGAAGAAAUUUCUCUUCCCCCUUCACCCAUGGAUUGUCCUGUGAAAAUUGAUCCAACAAAGUAUUUAGAUCCAUCUACUAAACACAUGUUGAGAUGUGUUCAGCCAUCCAGCUGUUGGGGAAUUGAGUGCAGUCUUCAUUUAGCCUUCAACCUUCCUGAUACAAAUGCAAGAAUUACAAGAAAUGUUGCUUUCUCAUUUUCCUUGGACCCAUGUGAUUUUUCCAUUGAAAUCAAAUUUGGAGGAAAAAUUUUGAUUAAAUCCAACAUUUUACAAUUUGAAUUUGGGAAGCAAGCAGUUUUGACUUUUGGCUCUGGAAAUCCACCACCUGUUAAAAUUGUAUACAAAAUAAGUAAAAUUGAGGAAAGCAGAGGAUUUUUAGUGGACAUGAGAUUGACGAUCUGUUUCCCUAUUGUUGGAAACAAGUUUUGCAUUCCUAAUGAGAAAGGAUUCUUGUUGCUGGAAAAUCAAGAGAUUAGAGAAUGUGGCAGUAUUGAAUACAUUAAAUUUCAAAAUUUUUCUCUUACAAAUUGGAUUAGAGAGAAGGGCCUACCAGCAGAUAAAACGUUAGAUGAAGGAGCUCUGAUGUUGUUACUUGAGCAACUAAACUUGACACACUUCUUUCAACAAGAGAAAUGUGACCAAACAAGACCACCAUACAUUCCAUCAAUACAAGGAAUAAACAAUGAUUGUCCUGGUUCUAUUGCCAACCUUCCACUCCGGAUCCCGAGUCCUAUGUCCUGUUACAUCCCAGAUUACUGUACAGGAGUAGAGUGUUGUGCAGAGAUCCCAGUGCUGGGACUAGGCUUACAUCUCUUCGUGAAUUUAGACCUAAAUAAACUAGAACUGAGUUAUGGAGUUGAAAACAAGAUAUACAAAGUAAAACUAUUUGACUAUAUUUGGGGAGAUGAAGUAAAAGUAUCUGUUGACGGAAACUUAAUAGCAUUUAUCUUCAGCAUAAAACCACUGACUAACAGGGAUAUGUACAUCUUUAAUGCUCAUGUGUCUGUGUGUCUUGAUGAUGGAGACUGUUCUAUAAAAAUACCUAUAUUCUCUAACACAAAAAUACCAGCUGUCAGAAAAAUGCUUCCACAUGAUCAAAAAUUUUCUUUGACAAACUGGAUGAAAAACAUGAAUAUUGCAUCACUGACUGAUUUGAAAGACAAUGCAAAGACUUUGUUGAUUCAGCAGUUGCAGAUAGACAAGUUCCUCCUUGAUGCUACAUGUGACAUCCAUGAUGAUGCUUAUUCACCUUCAAAAAAAGGAUGGAGCAAUGAUUGUCCAUUGGAUUGGGUAGUGCCCCCAGCGAUUCCUUUCCACAAUGUGAAAUGUGCUCUGACAGAGAACUGUACCAGGAUUGACUGUUGUGUGGACUUCAGUCUUCUGAACCUGAAGCUUCACUUCUCCCUCCACUUUGACAGGUGUAAUUAUGUCAUCUCUGGUGGAAUAGAGAAAAAAACCUUCUCAUAUGGACUUCUGGAUUUCAACAAUUAUUGGGGCAAAGAAAUGGAGUUCAACAUUUUGAAUAUAGUGCAAAUGAGGUUUAAAGCCAAUCAGUUACCAGUAUCAAAGAAAUACAUCAUUGAUCUGAGUCUUGCUAUUUGCCUGGAGCCAAAUAAAUGUGAAUUUAAUGCCUCUGUUUUCCAUGAAACUCUCAUGCCAGUGCUUGAAUGUGAUCUUUCAAUGGGUUUCAAAUCAAAAGGUUUUUCUCUGACAAACUGGAUGAAUGAGCAAGGAUUGUCACUGGAGGGAAGCCUUUCUUCAGCUUUGUCCAACUCUCUGUUCAAGUUGCUGGGCAUUGAUUCAUUCAUGAAAGAGAAAUCCUGUUCCCGCUCAGAAAAACCAUACAGUAUCAACAAAUUACAGAAAGAUGGCUGGUCUUCAGAAUGUCCAGUGCAUAUACCAAUCUCGCAAUUAAGAGGAAGUGCAUCUUGUAACAUUAAGGAGUCCUGUACAGCUGUAUCUUGCUGUAUAGAGGUGGGCAAAAUAGGAAGGACAUUUGAAGUGGAACUGGACAUUGACUUUUGUAACCAGAAAAUAACCUUUGGGAUUGAGAAACUGACAGAAAGUCUCUCUCUACAGCUCUUUGACUUUGGUACAAGAAAGGAAAUGGUGAUAAUGGGUGUUGUAAAACUUGGAUUUACUAUAUGGGACAAUUAUGGGGAAGGAGUGUAUGUUGUGUCUGCAGAUGUAUCCAUCUGUUUAGAGGAUGGUGGAGAUUGUUUGAUUAAUGUUGACAUCCUCAAUAAAGCCAAACUUCCUAAACAGUCAUGUAUAUGGGAGACAAAUUUUCAUACAGCUGGUUUUUCUUUGAGACAGUUUAUGAAGGACAAUGUAUUGAGGAGUUUUGAAGGCAUACAAGGUCUUGCUUUAGAAGAACUCAAAGAAGAACUUGGUCUUCCUCAGUUUUUAUCCAACCCAUCUUGCUCAUUGUCUAGUGCAAUAUACCGACCCUCAAGAGAUGGAAUUAAAAAUGAAUGUCCUAAGCCCAUUGGAUCGUUGCCCUCACUUCCCUCCAACAUGAGAUGUGCUGUGACUGAGUCCUGUACUGGGAUAGACUGCUGUAUAGGAGCAGCACCAAUUCAUCACAACUUCCAUGUGUAUCUAGAUAUUGAUCCAUGCAGUCUGAAGAUGGAGUUUGGGAUUGAUAAAUUACAGUUCCAGCUCUAUUUACAAGAAUUUGAAUUUGGUGUGGAAAAAGAUGUCAGACUAGCAAAUGUUGUCAGAAUGAGGUUUACAAUAUGGGAUCUUGCAGCAGAAGACCAGUUUUUGAUUAAUUUUAGGACAAGCAUUUGUUUCGAGUCCUAUCUCCCAUGCUUGUUGGAUGUUGUAAUCUUCAAAGAACUGCGCUUACCAAAGAAAGAAUGUGAAUUUGGACAACAAAAUUCAAAUUUUUCAUUGCAUGGAUGGAAGUCCUCAAUGGGUUUAACAAUGAAUACACUGGAAUCAGCAGAUACAGACAGACUAAUGGAAUAUCUUGGAAUAGCUGGUUACCUAAGGAGAAAUCAGUGUAGUGCAGAAAGAGGAAUUAACACAAUCAAGGGAUGGAAUGAUGAAUGCCCUAAAUCUUCCUUAUAUCAGAAGCCAGAUUUAUCUGCUUUACCUGUGCUGUGUUCUAUAUCCACCAAAUGUACAGAGAUUCACUGUUGCCUAGAUGUGAAACCUGUUGGGAGAAGUUUUGAAGCUUUCAUUGACCUAGAUCCAUGCUACAAAACACUUGAACUGGGAAUAGAAGAGUACAGCAUUGAGGAUCUUGAAGACAAAUAUCUUGUGAACAUGAAAAUAGAUAUUUGUAUAGAGAAAGGACAACCCUGUUUCUUAUCCCAUGAUAUUGCUAAAGACUUGUAUCUGCCAAAAACUGAAUGUCAUUGGUCAUUUAAUCCUUCAGGAUUCUCCAUCUCUGAGUGGUACAAGAACAUGACCUUGACCCCAGGCUCAGUGCUGUCGACCACUUAUCUGUCCAUGCUAAAGGAGAGUCUAGGAAUCACCAAUUUCUUACUGCCCAGGGAAAAACAAUGUGACAGGAGGUCAGCUGUCUAUCUCCCACAGACUGAGGGUCAGGCUGGAUGGAAAAUUGACUGUCCGCUUGAUGUGGGUAACAUGACCCAGUUAACUAGUUCCCUUCCCAUCAGCUGUCACCUGAUGAGCCACUGUACUGCUGUGGAAUGUUGUCUGGAUUUUCAGGAUCCUCUACAACAGACAAUCCAUUUCCUCCUGAAUCUGGAUCUGUGUCUCCAGACUCUCAAAGUGGGAAUAGAGAAACUCUCCUAUGAAAAGACACUGUUCUCUUACCAAUAUGGUGUGGAGGACAGCUUCAUCUUGAUGGAUGUGGUCCAGUUGAGGUACAAAAUUGAAGAUAUUGACAGGAGUGACUUAGAGUUAACAGCAGAAAUCAAGAUAUGUCUAGAGGAGAAAACUUGUGUCUAUGAGUCUCUUUUGUUCGAUAAACAGAGGAUACCGAAACCUGGGUGUAACUGGAACCUAAACUUUACAGUACCAGAUUUCUCCUUGACAAAUUGGUACAGUGGUAUAGGUGCUGAUAUUGGAUCUCAGCUCUCCACCCUGGAUGCUGCCAAACUUCUAGAAGAACUUGGAAUUGCUAAAUACAUGAAGGGGGUUCCUUGUCAGAGAUCUGGUCCAGUAUACAGUCCUGCUGUCAAUGGGUGGAAAAAAGACUGCCAGUUGGAAGUUGAUAUGAUGCAAAUCUCUGACUCCGUCACAUGUCUGGUGAAGGACUCCUGUACCUCAGUCAGUUGUUGUAUGGAUGUUGGAUUCAUGAAGACAUCAUUUGAAUCUUAUCUUACAUUGGAUGCCUGUAACUAUUGGAUGGAAGUUGGUAUUGAGAAGCUGUCAUUUAACAUCAGUCUCAAGGAUGUGACAUUGGGCAUAAAGAAUCAGUUCUACCUGAACAGUGUGAUUCGUAUUGAUUACAUGAUUGAAGAUUUGCCAGUGGAGAGACAAUUUAGAGUAUCCCUGACAUUAAAAGCUUGUUUUGAGGCCUCUGAUGAUUCUAAAUGUCUGAUCAACAUUGAUGUCUUCAAGAACACCCUGGUGCCCAAGUCAAUCUGUGACUGGACUGCAAGUUUUUCUACUCCAAAUUUUGACCUGGAUGCCUGGUACAGUAAUCUUGGCAUCAGUCCAGGAUCAGUUCUCUCCCUUGUCAAUAAAGACAAGCUGUUGAAUGAGCUUGGAAUCCGAUCUUAUUUAAGUACCAAUCCUUGUUCAUUUACCUCUCAGACCUUUAGUCCAGCCAACAGUGAUGGAUGGAAAAAUGAUUGUAAGAAAGACUUAACUAAUGCUCUUCCUACCCUGCCAUCCAAUGUGAGAUGUAACAUACCGUCCUUUUGCACUGGAGUAACUUGCUGUAUUGAGGAAAGUAAAGUAUUAAGGAGGCAACUCACAGUGGGAGUGGAACUAGAUGACUGCAACCAUGUCCUGACAUUCCAAGUAGAACAACUCAAAAUCAAAAUACAGCUCCAUGACUAUUCAUUCGGUGUAACUGAAAAAAGAUACUUGAUGAAUGUAGUUCAGUUUGAGUUUAGAAUAGAUGAAGUUCCUGCAGAGAAAGCUUACAAAAUAUCAGCCUCUCUAAAUGUUUGUUAUGGAGUAGGACCCUGUACCGUAGAUUCCCUACACUUACUCAAGGAUUUUAAACUUCCCAAAACACUGUGUGAAUGGGGCACUGGCUUUCAGAAAGAUUUUUCUGGAACCUCCUGGUUGUUGGACAAAGGUUUAAGUCUUGACUCAGUCCUGUCCUCAGCUGAUGCCACUGACCUGUUAUCAACAUUAGGAAUACAGGACUUCCUUAAAACAGCUGAUCAGUGUGACCGCAGUAGUUCUCUAUACAGCCCCAACAUCAAAGGAUGGAAAAAUGAGUGUCCAAACACUGGUGUCCCUUCACCCUUGCCAAGCUCAGUCUCCUGCCACAUCCCACAACUCUGUACUGGGAUUGACUGCUGUGCAGAAAUUGGAUUUCUGGGAGGUAGAACUAUCAAUGUACAGGUCCUAAUGGACCCGUGUGAAGCCAUCAUGAGUCUCAACAUAGAAAAGAUGCAAUACAACUUGACACUCUUUGACUAUGACUUUGGAACAACAGAUCAUUUCACACUGCAGGGAGCCAUAAGAAUUGAUUUCAACAUCCAGAAUUUGGUCAUACAAAGAAAGUAUUUAGUCAAUAUGAAUCUGAGUUUAUGCUUAGAAUCCUCCAAUCCCACAGCCUGUGUUUACUCAGCAGCUAUCUUCAGAAACGCCCUGCUACCAAAGAAACCAUGUAAUAUGAACCUCGACUUUAUCAAUCCAAGUUUUGACCUGACAUCAUGGAAAACCCUGAAUAACUUUGGCCCUACCCUAUCUCCAGAGGAGACUAAGUUGUUGUGGAGAGAGAUUGGUUUAGAGGAAUAUGUUGGAGUGGGGUGUUCUAAGUCAUCCCCACCCUACAGUCCUCACACACACCCAGGCUGGAAUGUCCCCACAA